AGUGGUUGUUAGUCAGGCUUGAAGUUCCUUGGAAGAAGGCCGGAAGUUUGAGAUAGUUGGAGUUCUGUAUUUAUGGAGAACUAUGAAGUAUUAGAGCAGAUUGGGAAAGGCUCAUUUGCUUCUGCUCUGCUCGUGAAGCAUAAACGCGAAAAGAAAAGGUAUGUUUUGAAGAAAAUACGACUUGCCCGACAGUCUGAUAGGACCCGCAGAUCUGCUGUACAGGAGAUGGAGCUUAUUUCCAAAGUGCAAAAUCCUUUUAUAGUAGAAUACAAAGAUUCAUGGGUUGAAAAGGGUUGCUAUGUGUGUAUUAUUAUAGCUCAUUGUGAAGGAGGAGACAUGGCUGAAGCAAUUAAAAGAGCCGCUGGAGUUCAUUUUCAAGAAGAGCAACUCUGCAAAUGGCUUGUUCAGCUCUUGUCAGCCCUUGAUUACUUGCAUGUUAACCAUAUUCUCCAUCGAGACGUUAAGUGCUCGAAUAUAUUCCUAACAAGAGAUCAAGAAAUUCGACUAGGUGAUUUUGGUCUUGCUAAAAUGUUGACUUCAGAUGAUCUUGCAUCCUCUGUUGUGGGAACUCCUAGUUACAUGUGUCCAGAGCUUCUUGCAGAUAUACCUUACGGUUCUAAGUCAGAUAUUUGGUCUUUAGGAUGCUGUAUAUAUGAAAUGAUGGCUUUCAAGCCUGCGUUCAGAGCAUUUGAUAUGCAAGCUUUAAUCAACAAGAUCAAUAAAUCUAUAGUCGCUCCACUUCCAACCAUGUACUCUGGUGCAUUCCGUGGGCUUGUUAAGAGCAUGCUGCGGAAAAACCCAGAGACAAGACCAAGUGCUGCAGAUUUACUAAGACAUUCACAUCUUCAGCCAUACGUACAAAAUCUUCACUUAACUUUAAACAACCCAAGACGCCAUACAUAUCCGGUCUACAAAAAGAAAACAAGAUUUGUCGAACCUGAACCUCGAAUGGUUCAUUCUCACAGAAAUCAGCAGCAAUCUUUUAGCAGUGACCGGGCCUUAAAUCCUAGUAUAUCUGAACAUGAUCAAGUUUCUUUGUGCUCGGAGAAUGUAGACUAUCUGUCAAGAUCCUUGACUAGUAAACUAUCCACUGUCAGUUUGGAUGAAGAGACACCAGUAGCUUCAAAGACACCGGUUGCUAGUAGAACACCAAGAUUCACUCCAACAAAAACUUCUACUCCCAGAAGACAAACUAUUUCACCAAAGAUAACCGGACAGGGUUCAAAUCAUGAUUUGCUCCCAGCAUCUCAAACUCCAGCUGGAAGACCUUCACAUACUGUCCGUAGAAUCUCUGUACCAAAAUCCAACACGGGUCAUUCUCGUAUCACCUCUCCAGAUGUAUCGGUCAAUGCUCCACUUAUCGACAAGAUGACAGAGAUCCCAUUAGCCUCUACAGAAGAACGGUUAAUCCUACCUGUCCCUAAAAGUUCACCAAUAUCAACCCAAUAUCGCUCUUCUGACACAUACCCAAACAGCAGAGACCAAUCAAUUACAAUGGACCAUUGCACCAUGGUCAAGAUCAUUGACCACACCCACAAAAGAGCAACCAGUGGUACAGUUAAAAGAACAACCGAGUGCACCACAACCGGGGUUACUUCAAGCCACCCGUUCGCAGGUUCACCAGGACAGAACCGUAAGUUUGACACAUCAUCCUUCCAGCAACGGGCUGAGGCCUUAGAAGGGCUGUUGGAAUUCAGUGCACAGUUAAUGCAGCAAGAACGGAUCGAAGAAUUAGCAGUUUUAUUAAAACCAUUUGGGCCUGAGAAGGUGUCUCCAAGAGAAACUGCCAUUUGGUUGUCUAAAAGUUUCAAGGGAAUUGGUGGAGAUGCUCAGAAUUUUUAAUGAUUUGCAGUUUGAUUGUUUGAAAAGUGCAACUGUAAGUAUCUAUGAGUUGCUUGCUCAUAUAGGAUAUAAGUGGAAGGUUUUCUUUCAAGCCUGACAUGA
Molecule: messenger RNA, 1944 nt
Organism: Erigeron canadensis
Lineage: Eukaryota; Viridiplantae; Streptophyta; Magnoliopsida; Asterales; Asteraceae
Product: serine/threonine-protein kinase Nek6-like
Exons: 14
Coding region: 73-1842 (589 amino acids)
Biological process (GO): protein phosphorylation
Molecular function (GO): ATP binding; protein kinase activity
Source: RefSeq, a predicted model, not a curated record